Enhydra lutris kenyoni (northern sea otter) is the source of this 2199-nucleotide messenger RNA. RefSeq names its product transient receptor potential cation channel subfamily V member 5. Bases 1 to 2199 code for a protein of 732 amino acids. The transcript is spliced from 15 exons. The record is from RefSeq and is a predicted model, not a curated record. NCBI's taxonomy places the organism in Eukaryota, Metazoa, Chordata, Mammalia, Carnivora, Mustelidae. Gene Ontology annotation, biological process: calcium ion import across plasma membrane. Gene Ontology annotation, cellular component: membrane. Gene Ontology annotation, molecular function: protein binding; calcium channel activity.
AUGGGGGCUCCUCCACCUAAGACAGAGGGACCCUGGGUCCAACUCCAGAAACUUCUGGCCUCCUGGCUGGUCAGAGAGCCGGACUGGGAUCAGCAUGUGGACGAGGCCCACAUGCUGCAACAGAAGAGGAUCCAAGAGUUUCCUCUGCUCCAGGCAGCCAAGGAAAAUGACCUGUGUGUCCUGAAGAAGCUUCUGCUGGACCGAAACUGUGACUUCCGGCAGAGAGGAGCCCUGGGGGAGACAGCCCUUCAUAUAGCGGCACUCUAUGACAAUCUCGAAGCCGCCAUGGUGCUGGUAGAGGCUGCCCCGGAGCUGGUCAAGGAGCCCACCUUGUGUGAGCCAUUUGUAGGUCAGACUGCACUGCACAUAGCCAUCGUGAACCAGAACGUGAACUUGGUGCGAGCCCUGCUUGCCCACGGGGCCAGCGUCUCUGCAAGAGCGACAGGCAAAGCUUUCCGCCGCAGCCCCCGCAACCUCAUCUACUUUGGGGAGCACCCUUUGUCUUUUGCUGCCUGCGUGGGCAGUGAGGAGAUCGUGCGGCUGCUCAUUGAGCAUGGAGCUGACAUCCGGGCCCAGGACUCCCUGGGAAACACCGUGUUGCACAUCCUCAUCCUCCAGCCCAACAAGACCUUUGCCUGCCAAAUGUACAACCUGCUGCUGUCCUACGAUGGGCGCAGGGACCACCUGCAGUCCCUGGACCUCGUGCCCAAUCACCAGGGCCUCACCCCCUUCAAGCUGGCCGGCGUGGAGGGCAACACUGUGAUGUUCCAGCACCUGAUGCAGAAGCGGAAGCACAUCCAGUGGACGUACGGGCCGCUGACCUCCACUCUCUAUGACCUCACGGAGAUCGACUCCUGGGGGGAGGAUGUGUCCUUUCUCGAGCUCGUGGUUUCCUCCAAGAAGCGAGAGGCUCGUCAGAUCCUGGAGCAGACCCCGGUGAAGCAGCUGGUGAGCUUCAAGUGGAAGAAAUAUGGGCGGCGGUACUUCUACACUCUGGGUGCCUUGUACACCCUGUAUAUGAUCUGCUUCACCACCUGCUGCAUCUACCGCCCCCUCAAGUUCCGCAUGGGCAACCGCACAGACCCCCGGGAUAAUACCGUCCUCCAACAGAAACUACUGCAGGAGGCCUAUGUGACUCAGCAGGAUAAAAUCCGUCUGGUGGGGGAGUUGGUGACCAUCAUGGGGGCUGUGAUCAUCUUGCUCCUAGAGAUCCCAGACAUCUUUAGGGUUGGUGCUUCUCGAUAUUUUGGACAGACUAUCCUCGGGGGACCAUUCCAUGUCAUCAUCAUUAUCUAUGCCUGCAUGGUGCUGGUGACCAUGGUGAUGCGGCUCUCCAACAUGAAUGGAGAGAUGGUGCCCAUGUCCAUUGCCCUGGUGCUGGGCUGGUGCAGUGUUAUGUACUUCGCUCGAGGAUUCCAGAUGCUUGGUCCCUUCAGCAUCAUGAUCCAGAAGAUGAUUUUUGGAGACCUCAUGCGUUUCUGCUGGCUAAUGGCUGUGGUUAUUCUGGGAUUUGCCUCAGCGUUCUAUGUCAUUUUCCAGACAGAGGACCCAGCCAAUCUGGGGCAAUUCUAUGACUAUCCCAUGGCACUGUUCAGCACCUUUGAGCUUUUCCUCACCGUCAUUGAUGGGCCUGCCAACUACGAAGUGAACUUGCCCUUCAUGUUUGGCAUUGUCUACUUUGCCUUCACCAUCAUCGCCACACUGCUUAUGCUCAACCUAUUCAUCGCCAUGAUGGGUGACACACACUGGCGGGUGGCCCAUGAGCGGGACGAGCUCUGGAGGGCCCAGGUGGUGGCUACCACAGUGAUGCUGGAGAGGAAGCUGCCUCGGUUCCUGUGGCCUCGCUCUGGGAUCUGCGGGUACCAGUAUGGGCUGGGAGACCGCUGGUUCCUGCGAGUUGAGAACCACCACGAUCAAAAUCCUUUGCGAGUACUUCGCUACGUGGAAGCUUUCAAGGGCUCAGACAAAGAGGAUGGACAAGAGCAGCUUACUGAGAAACAACCCUCUGUUUCGGCGACUGAAAGUGGGACCCUAGCCAGAGCCUCUCUGGCACCACCCACCCCCUCCCUGUCCCGGACCACAUCUCACAGCAGCAGCCACCGGGGCUGGGAGAUCCUUCGUCGCAACACCCUGGGACAUGUGAAUCUUGGGCUGGACCUUGGUGAGGGGGAUGGAGAGGACAAUAUCUAUCAUUUAUGA